CGAGAGAAGUUCCUCAACCAAAGUGAAGAAUGCCAGUGUCCAAGUUUCCAGGAAGAACACCAACCAUUUGUGCCAAAAUGCUCGAUCACCCGAGCCGACCCCGUUAUCUCACCUGCCAGCAACUACGGACUCACCACCAACUCGUGAUACCCACGACUGCACCAGGCAGAAAUUCCAGAGGAUCCACAAAGACAUUGCUAACUGCCUCACAGACAUUCAAACCCUCCUAAGCUCGUUUAUCAAAGAGGGACUGAACGAAUCGACAGAGAAUGGACAGGAGGCUGGUGGUUCAAACCAAGACCUCACCAUUGUGAAAGUAGUGUCCCGCAAGCUGUACUCCAUCAAACACCAGGCGCAGGAUCUGAAACGGCAAGUGGAUCACAUGCCGAAGAACAGAGGCCCGCUACUGGGACAGCAGAACAAGGAUACAAAAUACCUCAGCAACAGAUUGGCAUCGAUUUUCCAAGGGAUCCUCCGAAUUUUCCUCGACAUGUGCCGCUACCUGAAGAAAGAACCCAUCUACACACUCAACCCGAACAUGGUCUUUGUCUGCGUCGUCCACCUUGUCCACAUGCUCAAUGUCCUCUCUCUGCUCAUCGGCAUCUGGUCGGAGAUGGCGCACAUCUCUGGCAAGGCCAACAAUUCUGCUGCUGUCGACAGUUUGCACGAGAUGAUUGCGAGUACAAAACUCUUGUGCAGCCAGUUCCAGUCUGAGAAUACAUCUCCACCCCAGGCAAACAUUUUCAAUCAGUUGACUGAGCGACCAAAUUUCACUACAGACUUUUCUAAACGACCAGACAACACAAAGAACAAAGACAAGGACAGCAACAGGAUGAAGGCCACUUCAUCUCGGACUAUCAAUCCCAAGGGGAAAACCUCAUUGAAAUCCGGGCCCACAAAGCUUUUUCCAUCGAAGAAAACCAGCGUCAUCUACCCAGCCGAGCUACAGUCUCACCGCAAAAUACUAUAA
This is a messenger RNA of Octopus bimaculoides (California two-spot octopus), 970 nucleotides long. RefSeq lists its product as uncharacterized. The record is from RefSeq and is a predicted model, not a curated record. Gene Ontology annotation, cellular component: microtubule organizing center; centriolar satellite. NCBI's taxonomy places the organism in Eukaryota, Metazoa, Mollusca, Cephalopoda, Octopoda, Octopodidae. Gene Ontology annotation, biological process: centriole replication; protein localization to centrosome.